UACUGUUAGAUAACAGAUGAAUGAUUGGUUUAAAAAUGUCGCCAACUUUGCCAAUUUUGAUUUUGUGUUUUUCAAUUUCACAUGCGUCAUGGUGGCACCCACAUCCGCACAUGGCCUGGAACGAUGUGAUUAAUGAACCUCACAUCAACACUGGUGUUCAUGGAGAAAUGUUUGUCGUCGAUUUGUUUGAAGUGCAUACAAAAAUCAUUGAUGAUCUCCACAGGAAAGGGAAGAGGGUGAUAUGUUACUUUUCCGCUGGAACAAAAGAAGAAAGGCGGCCUGAUUCCACCGACUUCCCAUCCGAUGGACUUGGGCUUUCUAAUGAAGAUCGACCCGGCGACACAUGGGUUGAUAUAAAAAAUAGUCAUGUAAGACGUAUAAUGAGGGAUCGAUUUGAAUACGCACAAUCUCGCAAUUGUGAUGGUGUAUAUCCAGAUAAUGUUGAUGGAUGGGUUGAGAAUCAAGCAGGACUUCAUUUGACACCAGAUGAUCAAUUGGACUAUAACAGAUAUUUAGCAAUAGAGGCACACGGAUAUGGUAUGGCUAUCGGACUGAAGAACGAUGUAAGCCAACUUGAUGACCUUAUAGACGCUUUUGACUUUGCCAUUAACGAAUCAUGUAUGGAUUUUGACGAUUGUAACCAGUACAAACCAUUUUUUGAUGCUAAUAAGCCGGUGUUCCACAUCCAAUACGUGAAUUCUACAACAGAGGGUCACGCGAAGCAAGAUGAGAUAUGCUCAUCGUCAAAACGUCCUCAUGACAUGAAUACUUUAAUUAAGCAUGGGAUGGUAAACUGGAAAAUUGGUUGUUAAUUUUUUCUCAGUAAAAAAUAUCUUCCUGAUGUGUUUGUAUUUAU
Molecule: messenger RNA, 856 nt
Organism: Mytilus trossulus (common blue mussel)
Lineage: Eukaryota; Metazoa; Mollusca; Bivalvia; Mytilida; Mytilidae
Exons: 5
Coding region: 21-812 (263 amino acids)
Source: RefSeq, a predicted model, not a curated record